Molecule: messenger RNA, 3579 nt
Organism: Anthonomus grandis grandis
Lineage: Eukaryota; Metazoa; Arthropoda; Insecta; Coleoptera; Curculionidae
Exons: 5
Coding region: 1-3579 (1192 amino acids)
Source: RefSeq, a predicted model, not a curated record
AUGGAGAUUAACAGCGAAAAUACCGACAGUGGAAAGGCCACUGGAUCGAAGAAGGGCGGUAGAGGAGCCAAGCAGCGGCGUACUGAUGCUUACCGAAAGGCAAAGAAUCAGGAGACUGACGAUGCUAUCAUGGCCGGAAUAUUUGCUCGACUCAAGAUUCAGGACCCUACAGCUGUCCCGGCGUUGCCAUUGGCGCGCGAGAUCCACCCUGCAACAGUCCCGGUUGCGCUUCACUGCGUACCAGAUUUUGUUGAUAGAACUUGGGACACUAUGGAGGCUAUUGGAACUCGACCCUUUGCGCAAUUGAACACUCGUGAGAACAAAGACAUAUUCAAGAAGGGCGUAUUAAUCCUUUGUGAGGCUAAAGUUUGUUAUGCACAGCGUGCGCAUAUCGACAAGCCCGAUGAGGAACUGCCAUCAAAGAAGCUAUAUACUUUGGAGGAGCUACAGGAUCUUAACAACAUGGCAUCCACUCUUCCAUACCCGCUCGCAAUUCUUUUGGAAUGCAUUGGGAAUACGGUUUCUGGGAAACAGAUCGUCACACCACUUCUGGCGGCAAUCCCUGGCAAAGAUGCAAACCUUUCAGGGGCGAUGAAUUACGCUCCACGUGUCAUGAUUCUAGUACUGAGAGUUCUCCGUGCCGGCGUUCCCCUAAAUGGCGAAGUUCACCAAGUAGCUCUAGCACUUGGCAGCUUUCCAGCCGUUGAUUGGGAGGAGUUUGAGGGAGUGAUCGUGCCGCCUGCAAUUGUAGGCCAGGCCAUGCUUUUGGACCAAGACAAUAUGAUUAAAAUAAUCUCGACUAUUAAAUCAAAUGCAACGGGAAUCGAUGAAUCCCUGAUAAGACACGAACAUUUAAAUAAAGAGGAACGCAGAGAACUUUUUAAGCUAAUAAGAAAGUUCGAAAAAGUCUUACACAAACCCGGAGAUAAAUUAACGUUUUCAAAUCAAGUAAAACAUAAAAUAAACACUACCGAUGAAAUCCCAGUCUAUACUAAAAGCUAUAGAUAUCCGCAUAUCCUUAAACAAGAAAUCGACAACCAAAUUGAACAGAUGCUAGAUGAUGAAAUGAUUAGACCUUCAAAUUCCCCAUGGAGUUCACCUGUAUGGAUAGUCCCGAAGAAAGCCGAUGUGACAGGAAAAAAGAAAUGGAGAAUCGUCAUUGAUUAUAGGAAAUUGAAUGAAAAAACCAUAGGCGAUAGAUACCCAAUUCCUAACAUCACGGACAUAUUGGAUAAACUAGGCCGAUGUAACUACUUCACAACCAUAGACCUUGCUAGCGGAUUUCACCAGAUAGAAAUGGAUCCGGAAAGCAUACCAAAGACAGCAUUUAAUGUAGAACAUGGUCAUUACGAGUACGUACGCAUGCCAUUUGGACUCAAGAAUGCACCUGCGACAUUUCAGAGAGCAAUGGAUAAUGUGUUACGAGGUUUGCUAGGCAAAAUAUGCUUAGUCUACAUGGACGACAUCAUUAUAUUUUCAACCAGCCUGCAAGAACAUCUUAACAACCUUAAAUUAGUCUUCGAGCGACUUCUGUCUUUUAACAUGAAAAUACAAUUAGACAAAUGUGAAUUUCUGAAAAAAGACGUAGAAUUCCUAGGACAUAUCAUAACAGCUGAAGGAGUUAAACCAAACCCGCGAAAAAUUGAAGCAAUUAAAAAUUUUAAAAUUCCAAAUACCCCUAAAGAAAUCAAAUCCUUUUUAGGCCUCGUCGGAUAUUACAGAAAAUUCAUCAAAGACUUCGCAAAGAUCACGAAACCUCUUACCAAUUGUCUUAAGAAAAACGUUAAAAUUAUUCACGAUAAAGCCUUCCGUACAGCAUUUAAUCUCUGUAAGAACAUUUUAACUAACGACCCGAUUCUACAAUACCCUGAUUUUCAUAAACCCUUUGUACUGACAACAGACGCAUCAGAAUACGCGAUUGGAGCUAUAUUAUCUCAAGGACCCAUCGGAUCUGAUUUACCCAUUUCAUAUGCUAGUCGCACAUUAAAUUCCACUGAAUGUAAUUACUCUACAAUUGAAAAGGAACUUUUGGCAAUAGUUUGGGCUACAAAAUAUUUUCGUCCCUACCUUUUUGGCCGAAAAUUUACAAUUAUAACGGAUCAUAAACCACUUCAAUGGUUAUUUUCGAUCAAAGAACCUAAUUCAAAAUUAGUAAGAUGGCGACUCAAACUUCAAGAGUAUGAAUAUACAAUUCAAUAUAAAAAAGGUAUUCAUAAUAGCAACGCCGAUGCACUAUCACGACCACCAAGAGAAAUACACCCCAUGGAAAUCAAGAAACCUCCUUCUACUCACAUGUCAGCAACAUGCGAUGACAAUGAGGCAGAUGACCAAUAUUUAUGGCACGAAAGAAUCAAGCAUUUCUUUGAUAACUUUCAAGAUCAACCGAAUCUUUUUGAAAAACCACAGAAAAAGAAAGAAACAAAAAAGAUUAAUAUUAUUUCUCAAAUAAUAAUACCUCCACCAAGUUUGAAGAAAAUCAAGGAACCCGAACAAAAUAAAUCAAAAUCACCAAAACCUUCGACAAGCCAUGAAAACGACAUCAUUUUAUUAGAAAUUCCAGAAAAAGACGGAUCGGAAACAGACACAGCUAGUCUAUCCAUAGAAAAAUUACCCCCAGAACGUCAAGAGAUCGUAAAUAACAAAAAAGAUAACUCCGAAACAGAAACAGUACACACAUCAAAGGAAGACCCUAUAUUAGGUGCCCCGUAUGUCAAUAAAUCUUUAAACAUAUUCAAAAAUCAGAUAAUAUUUAAAUGGACAGCAAAAGAAAAACCCUAUGUGACCAAAACUACCCUAUUCGAAACAAAAAAAAGACUAAUCUAUUUUAUAAAUAAAGACCCCUUAACUUUUGAUAUACAAUCACUCUUUAAGGAUUAUCUACCACCAGAUACAUAUUGCCUAUAUUUCCAAAAUAAGGAAUUAGAACCCCUAAUUUUAAGAAUUUUUCAAGAAACAUUUAAAAAUAACGCAUACAAACUUGUUAUUUCAAACACACUCCUUGAAGACGUUUUAAACGUAGAUGAAAGAAAAGAAAUUAUAGAAAGAUAUCAUACUACGAAAACAUCGCACAGAGGAAUGACGGAAAACAUAAAAAAUAUUAAACAACGUUAUUACUGGCCGAGCCUGGAAAGAGACGUUAUAGACUAUGUAAAUACUUGUGAAACAUGUCAAAAAACAAAGUAUGAUCGACACCCAUACAAAGUUGUAUAUAAACCGACCCCAACUGGAUCGAGACCCCUUGAACAUAUAUAUAUGGACAUCUAUUCAAUUUCAGUGUGGGGCAUGGGACACCGCAAGACUACUAUAGAAAGGAGAUUCAGAGAUCAGGAAAGACGCAGAGAAAAAGAACAAGAAAUGGAUACCUCCGACGGAUACACGACGGACAGGUCAACGAAAAAUAGUUCAUCAAAAAGCAAGAGAAGAGAAGCAGAGCGAGAACAACCCAGGAAAGAGAUUGUUGACUCCCCGCCCCCAGAGGGCGAGAAGAAAACAGUCCCGGAACUGGAAGAUCAGGAGAUAAAUCACGCUAGGGAUCCCGUCAACGUCUUCAGCAGCAGCUGCCGCCCCACCACCGCCUAG